Molecule: messenger RNA, 603 nt
Organism: Dibothriocephalus latus
Lineage: Eukaryota; Metazoa; Platyhelminthes; Cestoda; Diphyllobothriidea; Diphyllobothriidae
Source: the annotation of a GenBank genome assembly
CGCGGUCUACCGGGUGACAGCGAGGAACCAGAGGAUACACUUAUCAACCGCAUCUUCCCUCCAGAUUACAUGCAGGAACGGCAUCGUUUAGGCCAGGUGUCCCUGCGGACCUACGUACGGCUCAUCAUUGGCAAGUUGACUGGCCUUGAUCGGUCCCGAAAGGUAAUUACUGUUAAUGGCCAAUCAGAAGUCAGUUACGACUACCUUAUCCUCGCACCUGGACUGCAGUUUCAGGCACCCGUCCCUGUAGAAAUUGAAGCAGCUCAAAGGCACCCAUCGAAUCUCUUCACUCUCAACGAUAUGAUCCUGACGAAACACGCGAUCCGCUAUGUGCAAAGCAAACUCCUCCGUCCGAAGGACAAUUCGCGUGAGCUGGAAAAACGACCGAGUAUGAACGAGAAGCUCGUAGAGGAUCCCUACUUCCUUGAACGCGAAGAAUCCAAGGCGCACGAAGGACCGAUUGUAGUGUAUGGCAAAUGUGUGGAAGCCUACUUCUGUGUACAGGGUCUUCUGCAGUUGGGCGUGCCCGGUGUACGCAUCGUAAUGGUGCAGCCUUUGGACCUAUCCAGUGGUGUCCACGAAGCCUGGGUACAUAGGGGAUAA